Messenger RNA from Stereum hirsutum FP-91666 SS1, 2183 nucleotides. RefSeq lists its product as uncharacterized. Bases 106 to 1929 code for a protein of 607 amino acids. The transcript is spliced from 7 exons. The record is from RefSeq and is a predicted model, not a curated record. NCBI's taxonomy places the organism in Eukaryota, Fungi, Basidiomycota, Agaricomycetes, Russulales, Stereaceae.
GUUGACGACGACCUCGAAGUCUUCUAGUUACUGCUUUACUCUUUCGAGAUUAUCACUUGUCGUACUGAAAUUCGUGUCAAUUGACCACUUCCUUAGACUCUGAAGAUGAACGACCCAGCCGUGGCCACUCUGGCGGCGAAAUAUUUCAGCUCUGAGUCAGCUGAAGAGAUAGAAGUGCUUGACCCUUUUAAUAUGUUCGGAUGUGGACCCUCUAUGGACAAAAAAUGGAUUGCUAUCGUCAAGUCCGACCCAAAACGGACCGUGGCUAUCUUCGACAUACCCCUUGGAUCGAGCGCAAAGAGUGGUGUGCACAUUGGUACCUCAAACCACGAGAAGGGGGACACGAGAGCGGACAUAUGUCCUGCUAUCCGCGCCAUCGUCAACUCUGCCGUGCAGUGGACUGACAGGAGCGCUUGGGAAGGCCUCGUACGCGCUGGAGUCGUUGAGAAGCUAUGCAAGUGCGUAUCUGGAACCCUGAAAACGAUAGAUUACCCACCUGGAACUCCAAAGGCACUUAAGGACAAGAUAAUAGGUCAGGAGCAAUUAAAAUCUCCGUAUCAUAUUGCCCUAGCGGUCUUCGCGCAGACACUUGAAAGGAUGCAGCGCCUUGGAGGUGUGAAGGAUGACGUCGACAAAAUCAUUGUAUCCACUCUGGAGAAGCAUUGGGGUGCAAUGGUGGCACGGCUGUGGCGGGAUCCAUCUAUGACUUCCAGGGAGCAUAAUCAUCACUCAGUGGAACGUACACUUCUGUCUCGACUCGUAAUGGCGUUAGCAGACCUGGAUUCAAGCUUUCGUCAGACUCUUUGUACUGAGUCUGACCUCACUGUGGCCGUCGCUGUUCGCUACUGGAUGCACGCCACACAAUAUUUCGAAACCCAAUGCUUCUACCAUAUCAUCGAAACUGUAUACUUCCCUACCGACACGGAGUCCAAAACGGACACCGGCACACAGCAAAACCAAGCCCUUUUCCUCUCUUCGAUCUUGAAAGCAACGAACGAUGUGCCGUCUCGGUUCUUCGCCGCGUGGGGCAAACAGCUCAAAGUUUUUACAGCCAUCGACGUCCCUCCCGCUCUAGAUUGGCUCAAAAGGCGUCUUUGGAUGUCCGCAUAUGGAGAGCAGACCUGGCGCGUAACUGAUCCAGGCGAUACGGCCGCUUUUCCGCCACCUAUCUCGCCACCAGUCAUUACGGCUUUCAUCAAAUCGCGACCGUUCUGGCAGACGGUGUUCGACCUAUUGCGUAGGACGGAUUGUAGAGGGAUGCUCUACCUUCCAGUGCUAAACUUUUUGAGCUUUAUCCUGUUCACCUGCGCUCAGUGCGAUAGGGAUGAACUCCCAACCCUCCUACGAGUAUUCGGGGAGGUAGACUUUUUCGGUACACUAGAAGCCGUAUUACCUCUUUGUCUCCCUGUAUCUGGAGUUCAUGCCGAGAUCUGCAAGAUUUUCUCCACUUUGCUCCGACUCGCCCAAACUCACCCGCCCAUCAUCUCCGUCCUUCGCUCACAGCUCCCUCGUCCCCGAACCUACCGCUUGCUUUUCGACGACGCAUACAAAGUCACUGGAUCCCUGCCUCCUCGACUUCUCACUCGCGACGUUGUCCUACCCACUGGCCCCAGUCGACCCGGAAUCGAUGACACCAGAGGGUGGUGGUGGAUCGCCGUGUUACAACACACUUGUGCGGACGAGAAACAGUGCGGGAGGAGAGGCUGUACUGAGAAGGGCGGGAAGAAGUGCAAGGCUUGUAUGGGCGUUGGGUAUUGUGGCGCGGUAUGCCAGAAGAUGGACUGGAAAGAACACCGCCUAGCGUGCGGUCUGUCGAUCGAUUUUACGGACGAUUCCUUGGGAUUUGACGAACUUGGGAUUCUCAGCGUACCGGAGACGUUCCGGCCCUAUCGCGAAGGAGAUCUCAGUGGCCCAAAGAAGAAGACUUGAUCUAUGUGUGGUCUGUAUCAAGUCACAAUCCCAUGUGUGGGGCAAUUUUGGAUCAUGCCCGAAAACUAUAGUACUUACAUCCUCAAGGUGUUCCGUUCUGAUACACCUGGUCACUUUACUAGUCGUUGCUCUUCAACUUCCGUGUAUUAUAGUCUCUUCUCUCUUCUGGUCUUGUCAUCGGUUACAGACUCGCAGUCGGAUCAACAUAGUUACUUCCAUCUCCACAUGCAAGUAAUGCGUACAGUGAGCUCAAC